CAGUUCCUGCAGCAGUUUCUGCGUCCGCCGGCCGCACGUCCGCUCCAAAGUCGAGCUGCAGCGUAUAGAUAGAUAUAUUUUCUCCUCCUUUUUACGCAACAGCAGCACCGACAGUCAGGGACGACUCCACGUUUGUCGUCAGAUGGAGGGGAUCGGACGCGUGUGACAGCUGUGUGCAGAGGCGAUCAGCCGCGGUCAUGUUCUAGUGACAGAUACUGCAGCUUUCCGAGCAGGAACCGGGCAGGCAGGGAGCGCGCACUGGGCAAACAUGAGCGGCGGAGGAGGGGAGAUCAUCUUCCAAGGCUGGCUGAGGAAAUCACCUCCGGAGAAGAAACUCAGAAGAUAUGCGUGGAAGAAGCGAUGGUUUAUCCUUCGCAGCGGCCGUAUGAGCGGGGACCCUGACGUCCUGGAGUACUACAAGAACGACCACUCCAAGAAGCCCAUCCGGGUCAUCGACCUGCAGGCCUGCGAGCAGGUGGACGCCGGCCUGACCUUUAAGAGGAAGGAGUUCCAGGACAGCUUCGUGUUUGACAUCAAGACCUCCGACCGCACUUUCUACCUUGUUGCCGAGACCGAGGAAGAGAUGAACAAGUGGGUCCGCUCCAUCUGCCAGCUGUGCGGCUUCAACCAGUCGGACGACAGUCACGAUGGGAGGCCGCAGCACAUGCCUCGUUCUGUUGGAGCGGAUGUCGGCGGCUCGACGGUUCCUCUGAGCGGGGAGCGCAAGUCCUCGGCGCCAAUCCACUCCAGCCAGCCCGUGCUCUUCACCUUUGAUGUGCCGGUGCGCCACUCGCACCACAACUCCCUGUCCAACAGUGCACCUCAGGAUUACCUCCUCCUCCACCAGUGCAUGAGCAGGAAGACAGAGAGUGCACGGAGUGCCAGUUUCUCCCAGGCCACACGAAGCAAUAUGUUAGUGGGGAGCAACUCUCCAGUGCAGAAACUUUCCUACGGCCUUUCCCACUGUCUGAAUGGCACGGGGGCUCAGCUGCACGGCUUCUACAGCCUUCCCAAGCCAGGAAAACAUCAGCUACCCAUGCAUGAUGGCUCACCCCAAGAGGCCUGCUAUGUCCUUCCGCGGGGUUACAGCUCUGAAGCGCCGGCUCACAGCAGUCUGGGCGACCCCGAUCUCGAGAACGAGGAUGUGUAUACCUUCAAAACGCCUUGCAAUACCCCGGCCACAGCGCACAAUAAUGACCGGUCGCCUGAACAUUACGACUUUCCUACGACGCCCGGCUCCUUCUACCAGAUCCCCAGGACUUUUGAUAAGAAUCACAAUGCUUUGACGCCCUCCAGCUCUGAAUCCUCCUGCGCUCCUCCUCCCAGGCCUCCCAAACCUACCCAGGGCUCGGAGGGACAGUGGGGGAGUCCCCAUUCAGUCGGGAGCCAGAACGGUGACAUUACAUCUGCGGUGUCAGUCAUCCCACGCAGGAAUACUCUCCCCGCCGUCGAGAACAUCAGGCUGCACAGAGGCUCGUCCUUUGAAACCAACAGCCAUCGUCUCUUCCAUUUCAACAACUCAGGCCAAUCCGUGGAGUCUGUCAACGAUGGCUUCAGCUCCUACCUGAGAGCCCAAACCCCCUUGACCCGCUCGGACAGCGGUAAUUCAGAUGACAACUAUGUGCCUAUGAAUCCUGGGUCCUCGCCACUCAGCGCCGCCCAGGCCGACAGCCCCAAGAAUAUCUACAUUCCCAUGAGUCCGGGGCCACAUCACUUUGAUUUCCCAGGAUUCUCUGCAACGUUACCGGCCCGUAAGGGGAGCAGCGCCUCCCUGUGUCACAGGCCCACUCGUUUCAGUGACGUGACGCCACCACCCAUCAACCGCAACCUCAAACCAAACAGGAAAUCAAAGCCAACACCUCUUGAUUUGAAAAACAGUGGGAUCAUUGAUGAGCUGCCUUUUAAGAGUCCCGUCACUAUGUCUUGGACACGACCAAUGCCCGCCGUAAACUCCAUGUCCUCCCAGCAAUGUCGACCCAUCUCUACUCAGAGCAUCACCAGCACGGACUCUGCAGACAGUGAGGAGAACUACGUGGCAAUGCAAAACCCAGCGUCUACCUCCCCAGCUGUGAGUAGCACCAGCAGCCCAGCCCCUAGGAAGUCUGGCAAUGUGGACUAUUUAGCACUGGACUUCCAGCCCGGCUCACCCAGUCCACACAGAAAACCUUCUACGUCGUCUGUGACAUCUGAUGAGAAGGUGGACUACGUGCAGGUCGACAAAGAGAAGACGCGGGCUCUGCAAAGCACGAUGCAGGAGUGGACUGAUGUGCGGCAGUCCGCCGAACCUGCCAAGGGCGUCAAGUCCUGACACUGAUCAGGCAAAAAUAACCAAAAACACCCCACUGAAGUCAUCAGUAAUGUAAAUGCUGAUUGGUUUGGUUUGAGACUGACACGUUUGAGCAAAAAGCCAUAACUUAUUCUAUGCCUGUUCACUCCAAUGAUUAUUGCUGCAGUGCACUGCUAGCGUGCAGGAUCCAAGGCCAUACAGAAAAAAGUGCCCUGUCCACGCUCCUGAUCCAGACUGUUAGUGUAUAAAAGGUUCAUCACAAUCAGUUCACCAUCCACGAAUACAUGUUUUGAUCCAAGCUGUCCCACCAUCCCUCGUCAACAUUUCCGUUUGUUUUCGUCCGGUUGGUCAUUUACUCAACUCCUGCACAGAGCAGCAUUGUCUGACUUAAGUAAUAGACUGUGAGAGUACACUUAUUGGUCUCAGGAAUGCCAAGAUACACUCCAAUUUUGGCACACAGGCUGAAAAUCCCCCCCCAACCCCCCUUUCCCCCACACACUUCAAUCUGUCAUUUGUGCUGAGUCAUGCAAAAGGAGUGCAGAGAUGGUUUUCACUGCAGGCAAUAUUUUCAGCUUCACAGUGCGUGUCCAGUAAAGAGAGCGAGUACGGGGUGUUAUAGCCAUACAAAUAUGCAAAAGGUUGUGUCAGACAUCUUAAUGACCACUGCACGUGACUGCUGCCUUUAAUACAAUUAUGUAUGAGCCCAAAUCAGCUCUAAGAACAGUCAGGCUGGUUGUUAGGCCAAUUAUUUCACUGCAGCUUCCAUGUCAGUCAGUCAGUCAGUCAGUCAGUCAGUCAGUCAGUCAGUCAGAUGGGGGGGGGGCAGUGUGUGUCUUUGUGUGACCGAAGAUGUCGACUCUCUUCCGGUAAAGAUUCUGAUACAUUUCAUCGUAAAUGUGCACUGACCAAGAAAACGAGGUUGGUGGAAGCAAAAAUAAAGACGGAGGUGUGCUUUCCAAAUACUCUUAUCUCUCCAGAGGCCGUGAAUACGAGGUUAGUAGACGGAGGGUCGCGUAUUUCUGUAUUUCCGGAAUUCAACCAUCCACAGACUCUUUUUUUAUUUCCAACCGUUCCUCACACUACAGCUAUCUCUGAAGAAUAAUGAUUUUCUUUGUCUAAACUAUUGAUAGACUGACACAUAUUGAAGUGCAUUUUGUUUAUUGUGAGAAAUGUGAUGCACGUCUGAGACAAAUGUGCACUACGGUUAUGUAACUUGACAAUGUGCUCUACUGAAGAUAAGCCACUGAUCAUAUUGAGUCAAAAUAGCUGGAGAAAAUUUGAGGUUUUGUUUCUCUUUUUUUUUUUUCCUAAAUUCUUCUAUUUCUUUAAUUUGCCAUGUGUUUUUAUGUGAGUUUAGACUGUGGAUUUUUGUUUGAAGAAUUAUUUACAAUACGGAUCAUGUUGUGUUUAAAAACAGCUGAACGAUCGGUUUCUGGUUCGAGUCAAGUCCAGCGUUUGGUUGUGGGCUGGAACCACUCAAAGGUGAACCCCAGAUUGAUCUUAAAAGUACGGCCAUGCAGCACUGGAUGGUGUUAUCAAUGAUUUGCUUCCUAAUGUUUUUUCUACAAUUUUUACAGCUUUUUGUAUUCUUUUUAAAUCAUUAUUUUUUACUGAAGCAUGGAAGCGAGUGUUAAACGUGAGGACGGGAAUCAGAUAAAAUAUGGCGACGUCUGUUUUUCUGAGUGCAUUUUCAUUCAGUUUUGAAUUCCCAAAUAUAUUUCGAUGAGCUUUUCAUAAGAUGCAAUGGCUUUCGGUUUGAGAUGCACUGACAUAACCAUUCCCAGCGUGAACUGUGAUCCACAAAGAGCAAACCGAGAGGGAAGAAAAGAUUGAAGAGCUUGUCUACCUGUCAUUCUCUGAAGUGAAAUGGAUGUGUAAUUUAUUAUCUAGAGCGAUGUGCUGUAAGCAGGAGAGCUGUGUACGUGUUGUGCUAGUUUAGAGUUGUGUAUUAAAUGACAGUCUGACUCUAUGAGACCAAAAUCACUGCUCAGACCUGCUGUCACUCUGUCACUGGGUUGAUGUACUGUACUUGUAGAGAUCCUUUUUUUUAACCACUGUUACUGCUACUACUGUAAAGCAUUUGCAGAUUGCUUGUGUGUUUAUUUAUUAAUUUAUUGUGUUUUGCAGAUGAUGUUUGUAAAAAAAAAAAAAAAAAAAAGAAAGAAAAGAAAAAACACAAGGAAACUUUCUCUCUACUAACAUAGAUGUAUGCAAAUGUCUUCAUUUUUUUUGAAGCAAUAUGAGAAGCAAUGCUAGUGUGGUGGUAAUGUGGUACAGUAAAUUUGAGACAUACAAGAAUGAAAGUCUUGUUAUUCCUGUAUUAUUAUUGACUUAAACUGUGGUCAUAGAAUAAAUCAGAAAGUGAACAUUC
Molecule: messenger RNA, 4658 nt
Organism: Cololabis saira (Pacific saury)
Lineage: Eukaryota; Metazoa; Chordata; Actinopteri; Beloniformes; Belonidae
Gene: gab2
Product: GRB2-associated binding protein 2
Exons: 10
Coding region: 269-2308 (679 amino acids)
Source: RefSeq, a predicted model, not a curated record